Molecule: messenger RNA, 3690 nt
Organism: Symbiodinium natans
Lineage: Eukaryota; Dinophyceae; Suessiales; Symbiodiniaceae
Source: the annotation of a GenBank genome assembly
AUGUUCCGUCAGCUUUCCAGAACGAAGUCAGUGGAAAUCGACUUGCUCAGCAGCCAGGAGGAGGUAAAUGACCCGAAUGACAGAGCUGUCCUCACGCCUCGCAAGCCGGUCCGCAAGCACGCUUCCUCGCCUGCGAAGAUCUGGUCCUUUCCGAGGCGGUCACUCGGUAGACAAGCAGGGAACGCCAGAAGCGACUCCAGCUUCUUGUCGCCAGGUUCCAAAGCUUCAGCUCCACCUCCUGGCUCUGAAGUGUGGGUGUUUCCGGCAUGCCCCGGUGGAAGACAGACAUCCGCGGUUGAACCCUUUGAAGGGCCAGAGUGCGAACUGCUGGAAAAAAGGGAUGAUGUCCAGGAGGAGGAGGAGGACGACGACCAUCCCAACAAAGCUCGUCUAGUGCUGUUCCGACGCAGUUCGAUGCUGGCAGACGGCGUAGGCAUUGAUCACCCCGAUCCCCUUUGCGAGCCGCAAGCGAUUCGAGACACAAAGCCAGAGCCCUUCUCCAUGAAGGACGAGAUCCGUAUUCCUCUCAGCCUUGUGGAAGCUGGAAUGAUCUCGUCGCCACAGCUGGAGGCCUGGAGCGCCCUGGUAUGUGUGCACCGUUGUGCACCUCUCCCCGUGCUCAGCGACCAGGCCGUGGCUCUGGCGUCUCGUCGCUUCCUGCUGAGUCUCCCAUCCGGUGCCCGUUGUGGCUUCCUGCUGGGAGACGGCACCGGCUGUGGUAAAGGUCGCUGCAUCGGUGCCCUCAUCUUAGACCAGUGGAAUGCUGGCAACCGACGCCACGUGUGGCUCUCAGCUACUGCGGACCUGUACCAAGAUGCCUUACGGGAUAUGCAGGAUCUGAGAUCUGGAAUUCCAGUGUGCAACUUGGCACGUGUCCGGGCUCGUGGCAAGCUUGACGCUCCACACACCGCAGACCCAGAGCUCGCCAAGCUUGGCAAGAACAAGGAUGGAGUCUUGUUCUUGACCUACGCCCUGCUGGUGUCGCCAGGAGGGUCCUCCAAGAACAAGUCCCACCUUUCCCGGUUUCAGCAGCUGCUUGCCUGGCUCUGCCACCGGCAAGCAAAGGGAGGUGGGCUAAUCGUUCUUGACGAAGCCCACAAGGCAAAAAACUUGGAUGCUGGAACCCGCUGCGCUGAGCUGGUAGAGGAACUGCAAGAGAAAUGCGCGAACUGCCCAGUGCUGUAUUCGACGGCCACCGGUGCGACAGAAGUAUCCCAUAUGCAAUACAUGGUCAGGCUCGGGCUCUGGGGAGAGCCCGGAACUGGGGAGCAGAAUGUGCAGAAGCCGCCCUUCCCCAACUUCGCAUCUUUUAGGAAAGUUGUCGAGAGGGGCGGGGUUACAGCGAUGGAGCUUGUAGCGGUGCAGCUUCGCCUUCUGGGCUCCAUCUCCUGUCGAUCAUUGUCUUACAGCGGCACCAAGUUCGAGCUGUGCACGGCUGCCUUGAGCACGGCUGAAAUCGAGCAGUACGAUGCUGCAGUGGAGUUGUGGUGUGAUCUUCGGCAGCACAUGGAAUUGCUCGUCGAUAUGGACAUGUUCUCCUCAGAGAAGACGAGACGGAUUCUUGAGUCCCAGUUUUGGGCAGCCCAACAGCGUUUCUUCAAAGGCUUGCUCGUGUCUGCUAAAGUGUCGAAGGCGGUCGAGAUUGCCCAUGAGGCGCGCGAAGCCGGAGAAGCUGUGGUUCUUUCAUUGUGGACCACCAACGAGGCAGCCAUCAACAGGCAUCAAGGCACUGGCUGUUCUGUUGACUCCUUCGCUUCUGGGCCGGAGCUGACCUUCGAGCAGUUUACCACGCAUCUGCCCACGACCAAGGGCGGCCAGGACAUGCCUUGGGCCACGGAAGCGGUGGCUGGCAUGCUACAGCGACUGAGGCAGCUAAAGCUGCCACCGAACCCACUGGAUGAGUUGAUCUGCCGGCUCGGCGGGCCCUCACGAGUGGCGGAGAUGUCGGGGCGAAGUCAGCGAAGCUGCAAGGACCCUGCCUCCGGCGAGGUGAAACGACAGCUCCGUCAAGCGCGCGCAGUCCGCCGCCCACGGAACCAAGGCGUUGCUGGCGUAGAGUCGGUGAACGUGGCAGAGCAACGUGCCUUCCAGACGGGCGCCAAGCAUUUCGCCAUCAUCACAGAAGCUGCAUCGGCUGGCAUCUCUCUUCACUGCGACCGCCGCGAGCUGAAAGAAGGCGCACCGCCUCCAAGAGCAAGGCGAAUGAUUUGCCUCGAGCUACCUUGGGCCGCCGACAAGGCGGUGCAGCAGCUGGGGCGCGUUCAUCGCUCGAACCAGCUGCAUCCACCAAAGUUCACUUGUAUCGUCACGGACUUGGCUGGCGAAGCGCGUUUCGUCUCCGCUGUUGCCAAGCGCCUAGCGCAACUUGGCGCAAUGACCAAAGGAGAUCGUCGUGCAGGCUUCGGAGCGCGAGGCGAUGCCUUUGGCUUUGGCCGCCUUGACCUGAUGAGCAGUAAAUAUGGAGCUGCGGGCUUGAGCAAGGUCAUGGCCGACCUCCGGGAUGGAAAGCCGUCGAUCGCCGUGAAUCUCAUAAGUUGGCCCCAAGGUUGGGAUGAGUUCGUGGAACAUGCACGGAAAGCCCUGGAAGUUCAAAAGCUGCCCGUCUACGGCAAAGACCAGGAUCCUGCAGGGCUCAAGAAGUUCUUGAACCGGGCGCUGGGCAUGAGAUGCCGAACCCAGGAAGGCUUCUUCGAGCUCCUCUCAGCGCACGUUGCCAAGCUGGAAGAAGCUGAUCGUCGCGACGGCCUUCUUGACACCGGUGUCGUGUCUCUAAAUCAUGCUGGCCGCUGGGGGCGCUUGCAGAAGGUGUCGGAGCUGAAGGCGGAGGUAUUGGAAGGUGGGCUGCAGCUGCGUCACCUGCGCCUCGAGCGCGGCAUGUCCUUUGAAAUGGCCAGUCGCCUUCUGCGCCAGGCGCCCCCAGAUGAGGACCGCGCACAGGGCUUCUACCUGCGCCCUUUGGAGACGGCAGCCUCCGAAGCCUUGCUCGUUCUCCGGCGCAGGGUGGUCCGCGACAGUGCCGAUGGCGCCACAUGCUACACGCUGAUCUACCCGCAUGACAGCCCGAAGAAUCAGAUGGAUGGCCACGUCUGCACACUGAAACGGCUUCGAUCCAGUGCCCUCCUCGCCGUCACAGCGGAGGAAGCGAGAGAGCCUUGGGAGCGGCAGCACGAGGAAUCAGCACAACAAUGCAUCCACCGGCAGAGGAAGCAUCACUGCGGAAACAGUGAAUGUAGAGCCGGUUUGCGGAACCUGGUGGAAACCAUGCUGACCGGACAGAUACUGGUGCACUGGGACUUCUUAUGCUCUUUGCUUGGCGAAAAAGGCACAUCCUUGGUGAGAUGUGAGCUGACGAGCGGUGCAGUGCUCAUUGGCCUCAUGAUCCCCCGAAACAGUUUGGCAAGGGUCCGUCAGACUGUGCUGGAACGCGCUAAAGAGCCGGAACGCCCACCAGAGCCGCGACACCACGACAAGCUGGAGCCAAAGGCUCCAAAGAUUUCCGUGGAUCUGCGCGACUGCGAUUCGGACUCCACUUCUGAUGACUUGGCGAUGCGAGAGGUCAUAUCCAUCCCAGGCCAUCAGUCUGAGCCCGAGCCGGAUGAAAGUGGCCGACCAGCAAAGCGGCUCCGCCCCAUGGUCGUGGCCAGCGACGAUGAGCUUGAGGCUGAUCUGGUAUUGCUGCCAAAGGCGUGA